AUGUCUGGAAUGUGGUCGGGCAAGGCCACAAAAGAAGAUGUAAGAAAGCCAUAUAUUGUUCAUAUGAUCAAGUCCAUGAAACCCCAGCAUUUCAAUUUACAUCAACACUGGUACUCUUCAAUGCUCAGCCACGUCUGGGGAUCGGAUCCCACUGCAAAUGCAAAUGAGUUGUUAUACACAUAUGAUACUCUCUUGUACGGCUUUGCUGCGAGGCUGAGCGAAGCAGAGGCCGAAGCAAUGGAGGGUAAGGAGGGGUGCUUGGCCGUGAUCCCUUCCUCCCUCGAUAAAGUUGCCAAUACACACACGCCAGAGUUUUUAGGUCUCUCAUCCUUCUCCUCUUCUUCUCCUGGAUUAUGGUCUCAAUACUCCACUCGUGGCGAAGAUAUUAUCGUGGGUGUGAUUGACUACGGCAUAUUGCCUGAACACGAAAGCUUCAACGAUGCAGGCCUUGGACCUGUUCCCUCCAGAUGGAAAGGCACGUGUGAAAGCGGGCGGGCCUUCAAUUCGUCACACUGUAAUAGAAAAAUCAUUGGAGCUCGGUACUUCUACAAAGGCUACCAGAAUAACCAAUCUAAAAUUAACGAAACGUUGGAGUACAUGUCUCCCAGAGACUCCCAAGGGCAUGGAACACAUGUGGCCUCAACUGCCGCGGGAGCUGCGGUAAGAGGUGCCAGUCUCCUCGGUUUCGCCAACGGAACGGCCACAGGAAUGGCUCCUCGUGCCAGGCUGGCCAUCUACAAAGCUUGCUGGAGAGACGGUUGCGAUUCGAGCGACGUCGCUGCUGCCAUGGAACAAGCGAUUGCUGAUGGCGUCGAUAUCCUUUCAAUCUCACUACACUCAGCAGAUGUGCCAUUCCACGAGAGUCUCAGAGCCAUAGCCGCGUUCGGGGCGACAGAAAAGGGAGUAUUUGUUUCUGCCGCGGCAGGCAACGAUGGACCAGAUGUUUAUACUCUGAGUCACACAGCGCCAUGGAUUACAACCGUAGGUGCGAGCGGCAUCGACAGAGAUUUCCCUGGUUCUUUAGUAUUGGGCAACCAGGAGAUAUUGAGAGGCACCUCCAUCUUCAAAGGAGAUGGAAAAUUGCAAGGGCCAUUCCCUCUCGUAUAUGUCUCCACCAGCAACAGCUCAAAGCGUUGUCUUGAUGGCAGCCUCGACCCCAACGUGGUAAAAGGUAAGCUAGUGCUGUGUGAUAAGUUGUUAUAUGUAAGUAAUGGAGGUGCCGACGAAGUAGCUAGAGCAGGAGGUGCAGGAGUUAUUUUGGCCAAUGGUGAGCUCCUCGGAGCAGAGCAGCUGCUUACCAACCCAAAUGGUCUGCCGGUUAUCAGCGUGAGCUUUUCAGAUGGAGAGAAAAUCAAAUCCUACAUCAAUUCAAGGCCGAACAACGUCACGGCCACCAUGCGUCUCCAAGGAUUGACUAUCGUGGGGAAUGCAACACCCGCUCCCACUGUGGCUUCUUUUUCAUCCAGGGGCCCGAGCGAAGCAUAUCCUUCUGUUCUCAAGCCUGAUAUCGUUGCUCCCGGUAGGUUCAUAUUGGCAGCAGGCGUGGGAGGAGCUUCAAUCUAUGGGUUACGCUCCGGGACGUCGAUGGCAUGUCCCCACAUCAGCGGAAUUGCAGCGCUCAUAAAAGCCAUCCAUCCCACGUGGAGCCCUGCCGCCAUCAAAUCAGCGCUCAUGAUAAUCAGGGGAAGGCUAUCAAAGAUUCAGUUACAAUGGAGGCAGCCGACUCAUUUGAUAUGGGUGCAGGCCAUGUGGACCGAAGGGCUGCUCUAG
Cryptomeria japonica (Japanese cedar) is the source of this 1770-nucleotide messenger RNA. Its product is annotated as subtilisin-like protease SBT1.7. Gene Ontology annotation, biological process: proteolysis. Bases 1 to 1770 code for a protein of 589 amino acids. The record is from RefSeq and is a predicted model, not a curated record. Lineage: Eukaryota; Viridiplantae; Streptophyta; Pinopsida; Cupressales; Cupressaceae. Gene Ontology annotation, molecular function: serine-type endopeptidase activity. The transcript has a single exon.